Solea senegalensis (Senegalese sole) is the source of this 1504-nucleotide messenger RNA. It is a transcript of the gene trub1, whose product is annotated as TruB pseudouridine (psi) synthase family member 1. The record is from RefSeq and is a predicted model, not a curated record. Gene Ontology annotation, cellular component: mitochondrion. The coding region runs from base 25 to 924 and encodes 299 amino acids. Gene Ontology annotation, biological process: mRNA pseudouridine synthesis; tRNA modification. The transcript is spliced from 8 exons. Gene Ontology annotation, molecular function: pseudouridine synthase activity; RNA binding. NCBI's taxonomy places the organism in Eukaryota, Metazoa, Chordata, Actinopteri, Pleuronectiformes, Soleidae.
UCGAAGAAGUAUUCUGAAACAAGCAUGGCCGGCAGCGCCGCACCGAUGAACUCUUCUCUGUCUAAACUACAGUCUUUGAAUGGAUUGUUUGCUAUUUAUAAAAAACAGGGACCGACAUCUGCAGACGUGUUGAAUACCCUCAAAGAGACUUUGCUCAAAGAGGCUGGUGUUAAAAACGCAAACCCGCGGAAGAGAAAGAAACAGAGUCUAAAACUGGGACAUGGAGGGACUCUAGACAGUGCUGCCAGUGGGGUAUUAGUUGUUGGUGUUGGAACAGGCACAAAAACACUCAGUACCAUGUUAGCCGGUUCAAAGAAAUACGUUGCUGUGGGGGAACUGGGCAAAGCAACAGACACACUUGAUGCUACUGGCAAAGUGACUCUGGAGAAAGACUUCGAUCACAUCACCAGGGUGGACAUGGAGGAGAAGCUGAAGUCCUUCACUGGUGACAUCAUGCAAGUUCCUCCACUCUACUCUGCUCUGAAGAAGGACGGCCAGCGUCUGUCUGUCCUGCUGAAGCAAGGUCACAAGGUCGAGGCCAAACCUGCCAGACCAGUGACUGUGUACAACCUGACCCUGCAGGAGUUCAAGCCUCCUCUGUUCACUCUGGAUAUUGAGUGUGGUGGUGGAUUUUACGUCAGAAGCUUGGUGGAUGACCUGGGAAAAGCUCUGUCGUCCUGUGCUCACGUGAAGACGCUGGUGCGGACCAAGCAGGGUCAGUUCACCCUGGAGGAGCAUGCUUUGCCUGAGGAGAAGUGGACACUGGAACAUAUUGUGCGCUCUAUGCAGCCCUGCUCUGUAUCAGAGCAGAGCACAAAACCAUCAGACCAACCAGCAGAGAAACCAGCAGAGAAACCAGCAGAGAAACCAGCAGAGGAACCAUCAGAGAAAAACAGUGUGAACCAUGCUGAAAACAAGACAUGAUACUCAAUUGACUUGUUUCCAAUACCUUUUUUUUUCCUUUUGAGUUUUACUGACCCAGUGUCAUUGAUCUGAUCUGGACAUUUUUUGAAUCCACAUUUUGAGGAUUCUGUUUUUUAUUUGCUUGGGUAAAUAUUCAGUUUUAGAAACUGGCAACCAUACUCCAACCUCAGCCUCCGUGUCCAUGAGCUCAUAGUAUAGAUAAUGAAGAGACGUUCAAACUGUCUGAAAUUGACAAACAAAACACCACUGGAUUCUUGUGUUAUUUUUGUGCUGUGAAGAUGCAGAAUCUUCAGUUAUACUCCGGUACAAUGAUGUAUCAGUGUUAACAGAUGUGAGAACACCUGUAUAGCUUGGCCUCCAUUUAAAUGGUCUCACUACACACACAAAAGGCUUUUCAUCAUUUUGUGAAAAGGUUGAAACAAAAAAAUUCUCAUAUCCAAAGGGAAGUUAUCUGUUCUUCCAAUACAGUGUUGUUGUUUUCUUUUCAAAUGCACCACAUCUGAAAGUUGUUCCGUGUAGAGCGUGACUAAUGUCAUCUGUUCUUUGUUUUCAGAUUAAAUAAAUGUCUAAGUGAAACUAA